AUGCAGAUUAUCACCAAAGACUCACGUUUAUUGUCAGAACAGCAGGAAACGAAGUUUGAGAAAAUGAAGGGAAUAGCUCUUGUGAUUUUCAUAGCCCUGCAUGACAUUGGAUUGUCUUGCCCCAGUCAGGACACAGCUCCACUUUACCGAUACUGGAACUCAAAAACCGUUGACCAUUUUUACACAACUGAUGCCAACGAGAUAGGAACAACUAUCCCAAACCGCAAAGGAAAACACGGAUACAUUUAUGAAGGGAUCCAGUGCCACCUCUACACACAUCAAGUGGAAAGUUCGGUUCCACUAUAUCGCUACUGGAAACGUUCCAGUCGAGACCAUUUCUAUACAACCAACCCAGAAGAAAUUGGAAUCACUAUUCGUGGACAGACCGGAAAACAUGGAUACAAAAGCGAAGGUAUAGUUGGCUACUGCAUGUCGUGCAAAACACCGAAAACUGUGCCGCUCUACCGCUACUGGAGGUCCAACAGAGCAGACCAUUUUUACACCACUAACAUUAAAGAGAUUGGCACAGCUGAGCCGGGAAGGAAUGGGAGGCAUGGAUAUAAGUCUGAGGGGAUCACGUGCUACGUUCUGCCAGGCUAA
Messenger RNA from Geodia barretti, 600 nucleotides. NCBI's taxonomy places the organism in Eukaryota, Metazoa, Porifera, Demospongiae, Tetractinellida, Geodiidae. The record is from the annotation of a GenBank genome assembly.